AGCCGGGGUUUCUGGUGACGUCACGCAGGAAAGUACACAUUCUCACGGUGCUGCAUUGACCCGAAAACAACAAGACAGGACGAUUCCUAACGAAAACGGCCCAUGACAUCUUCAUAGGAGCCCCAAGUUGCGGUAUAACAAUGGAGAAACCUCCCUUCAGGCAGAGCCAGAGCUGCGGAGACUGGGAGCUGAAGGAGCGGCUGGGCAUGGGCGGCUUUGCCCAUGUUUACCUCUACCAGCAUCAUGAAACAAAUGAAAAACUAGCUGUGAAAAUGUGCCGUCUCGAGCUGACACCAAGAAAUAAGGACAGAUGGAGCAGAGAGAUCCAGAUCAUGAAGAAGUUGAACAAUAUCAAUGUUGUGACAGCCCGAGAAGUCCCGGACGAGAUGAGGCACAUAGCCUUAAACGACCUUCCGCUGCUGGCCAUGGAGUACUGCUCCAGGGGAGACCUGAGGAAGAUGCUGAGUAAACCUGAAAACUGUUGCGGAUUGAAAGAGAGCGAAGUGCUUUCCUUACUCAAUGACGUCGGAUCUGGUAUCCAGUAUCUGCAUGAAAACAAGAUCAUACACAGAGACCUGAAACCUGAAAACAUCGUGCUGCAAGAUAUUAACGGAAAGCUGGUUCACAAAAUUAUCGACUUGGGCUACGCUAAAGACUUGGACCAGGGCAGUCUGUGUACCUCCUUUGUUGGCACGCUCCAGUACCUGGCACCUGAGUUAUUUGAGAAUAAACCAUACACUGUUACUGUGGACUACUGGAGCUUUGGCACGAUGAUAUUUGAAUGCAGUUGUGGUUUCCGUCCCUUCCUGCACAACCUGCAACCUGUGCAAUGGGCCAGCAAAGUGCGGAAUAAAGGUCCCAAAGACAUCAUGGCUGUAGAGGAACUGAACGGAGAAGUCAGGUUCUCCACACAUCUCCCCUACCCCAACAACCUCAGCAGGACACUGUUGGAGCCAAUGGAAGCGCUGCUUCAGCUGAUGUUAAAGUGGGAUCCUGUCCAGAGAGGCGGCAAAGUCAACACAGACACCAAGAAGCCGCUGUGCUUUGAAGUGCUGGAGCAGAUCCUGAGUAUGAAGGUCGUCCACAUCCUGAACAUGACCACAGCGCAGGUUCACUCCUUCCAGCUGACGCCAGACGAGAGUCUCCACAGUCUGCAGAAACGCAUUGAGGCCGAGACCAAGAUCGACGUGGUGAACCAGGAGCUGCUGCAGGAGACGGGAGUGUCUCUGGACCCCAGGAAGCCCGCCGCACAGUGUGUCCUAGAAGGAGUGAGAGGCUGGGAUAGCUACAUUGUCUACCUGUUUGACAAGAGCAUCACCAAGUACUCCGGCCCCUUCAGUGCCAGACAUCUUCCUGAUAAAGUCAACACUAUUGUGCAAGAGGCCAAAACGCAGCUGCCCCUGGUGGUGCUGAAGAAGGUUUGGGGUGAAGCAGUGAGCUACAUCUGUGGCCUGAAGGAGGACUACAGCAGGCUUUUCCAGGGACAGAGAGCUGCUAUGUUGAGCCUCCUGCGCUACAACACCAACCUGACCCGAUGUAAAAACAGCAUGUUCGGCUUCUCACAGCAGCUGAAAGCCAAGCUGGACUUCUUCAAGAGCAGCAUCCAGUACGACCUGGAGAAGUACAGCGAUCAAAUGCACUAUGGCAUAUCCUCUGAAAAGAUGCUGAAGGCCUGGCAGGAGAACGAGGAACGAGCUGCUGCUUUUGCACAGGUGGCGGAGGUGAGCCAUCUGGAUGAUGAGAUCAUGGCUCUGCAUUCUGAGAUAGUGGAGCUUCAGAGGAGCCCUUACGCCCGUCGCCAAGGAGACAAGAUGGAACAGCUAGAAGAAAAGGCGAUCGAGCUCUACAAGCAACUGAAGAUGAAAUGCAAAACACCUGAACCAGAUGUGAGCAGCGACAGCUCCGAGAUGGUGAAAGCCAUCAUUCAGACAGUCCAGAACCAAGACAAGGUCCUCAAAGAUCUGUACACCCACCUCAGUAAGAUCCUGAUCAGCAAACAGAAGAUCAUUGACUUGUUUCCACGAAUUGAGAAAACUCUGGAGAGCAUCAAGGAUGCUGACAACACGGUCAUGCAGAUGCAGAUCAAGAGACAGAGAGAGUUCUGGCAUUUACUGAAGAUCGCCUGUGCUCAGAACUCGACACGGAACUCGAUAGCAGCGAGUCCGGAGUCUUCCAACCUGCUGCAGGUUUCUCAGUGGUCACAGUCGGCACAACCUGUCAGCUCCCCGCAUCCUCUCACCUCCCUACCCGGGCCAAACGACAGUGAUGCUGCUCCGCGUCUGCUGCAGGAGAACCAGAAGUACCUCAGUCAGCUGACCAGUCUGAUGCAGGAGGCGGCGGACGAUCAGGCCAAAAGCAUAGUGGACCAAGACUGGAGCUGGACGAAAUACGAAACCCUAACGACAAAAUUAAAAAAGCGAAAUGCGUAAGCGGUGUCGCGUCCUCCGUCCCUCCGCCUGUGCUCCGAGUAACACUAAGGACUGUGAAGCUGUUAACAGAGUGAGUGCAGCGGCGUAAACGUUGUACAGUUGUACAUGGACUAUGGAUAUUCUCUUUAAAAAAAAAAAAAAAAAUAAGAAAGAAAAAAAAAGAUGGCGUUUUACACACAUGCUCAGUGGUGUUUGUCCGCUCCCAUCGUCUCACAUGGUGGAAAGUUUGAGAAUAUUCUUGUUUUUUUUGUUUUUUUUUAUAAGAGAAAACAAUGAAGCUGUGUCACUCUACUUUUUCCUCUUUUGCUGCACAACAAUAAUCAUCAUAAUUCAUAAAAAGAAAACACACAAAUGAUGCUGAUUUCUACUGUUACUGCAAAAAUCAAGCAAACUGUAGCACCAGACUUUCGGAGGUUUGGAUCCAUCACAUGGGAGAAUAUCGGACAGAAACAUGGGAACUCGUUCAACCUCGUGACAUACAAGGAAAACACAGGAAGUGGUUCGGGGGGUGGGGAGGGGAAAGAGGGGAAGGAGGGGGAGGCAGAGGAGGAAAUUACAAUCAAGCAAAUAGCACUUUGAUACUCCCAUGUAUCCUUUCUGUAAAGAGUUGUUCCAGGCUGCCAGAACUGUCACAAAAUUUACAGUCAUGACGAGACAGAAACUCAUGUUCAAUUUGAUAUAUUUUACUAUAAUCAUUCUGGGGUUUAGAUUAUAUGUAAAUGUUGAUUUGAUUUUUUUUUUUUUUUAAUAAAGUGUUAUAUAUAUCAUAGACAGAAGUCUUAGUGAUGAUAUAUCAUAAUAAAUGUGACAGAAGUGGCUGGCCAUUAUGUUUAUACCAUGUUGAUACUAUGCGUCUGUCUUUUUAAUUGUCCUGUAGAUACAAUGAGGUUCUGUUGGCUCAUUUACGUGCACAUACUAUUCACUGGAUGGUUUCUGCUGCGUUCAAGUCACACGGAGAGCUGAAAUGAUUAGUCACUAAAUCAAUAGACAGUAAAUUAGUUGUUUCAGUCAAACAGUCUCUCAUUCCAGCUUCUCCAGUGUGACCAUCUGUCACUUUUCUGUGUCUGAUACGACAGGAAAUGGAAUAUUUUUGCACUUUGGAUUUCUGCUUAGAGCGAUUUUUAGAUGUCACCUUCAGCUCUGGGAAUUAUAAAAGGUGUGUGUCACUAUUUUCUGAUAUCUGCCAAAAAAAAAAGAUUCAAUUAAUCAAGAAAACAAUCAGCAAAUUAAUCAGUAAUGAAAAUAAUCAUUAGUUGCUGCCCUGAUGAAAUGAAAGUUAAUUAACAGUUUCCCAGUUGUAAAUAAUGUGACCUGCCAAGGGACUGCAAAUGAAAGAUUAUGUUUAAGCUAACUCUGCUGAAAUACAUCAAAUGUCAACAUUUAUGUUCAGUGUUGUACACGAUCCCUUAUAAACAAACAAAUAAAUACAAUAAAAUUCAUAAUUACAUCUGGGAAGUUCAGGUUUUACAGAAAAGCUCCGAUUUAUCCGACAUGAUGCUUAAACAAAAACAAACAUUAAUGUCUUCAGUCAUUUAAAGUAAUUUAACUGACAUUUCAUGCAUGUAGCGUUCAUUGUGUGUUUUAACCCUCACAUGACUCUGCAGUCAUAAACAGUCUUGAGUUGUCUGAACGCUCGUAAAUAAGACUGCCAAUGACUUUAUCAUUGAUUGAUCUGGUGAUUAUUUUGUUAAUUAUCUGGUUAAUUGUUUUGCCUAUAAAAAGUCAGAAAAUAGUGAAAAACGUCUGUUUACAUUUCCCAGAGCAUCUUUUAACCAAACAUCAGCCUAAAAGCUGAAUAUAUUCAAUUUAAAAUUAUUAAAAGAAAAACAGAAAAGCAGAAAAUCUUGACACGUGAGAAGCUGUAACCAGAGAAUAUUUAGCAUUUUUGCCUGAAGAAAUAACUCGAUUUAGAGCUGAAACAAUUAAUCGAUUAUCGUAAGAGUGAGUUUUCAACAUGAGAAUCUACCAUUGACCCAUCACUGUAUGACGUGAACGCAGCAUUAUACAUGAAGUGUGACAUGACCUGGUUUGUGUAAAACAUCUCGGCAUCAUCGACCAGCGACUGACAGAGAAACGAGAAGAUGUGAGAGCAGAGAUGCUCGCAGGAGAGUAAACGGUUGAAUGUACUGCAGUUACACCGUCGUGUGUUUACUGUAUCGUCACGCGGUUACUUCGGGCCAGAGAGAAAUUAAACUUCUGAGUUGUAUUUAUGAAGUUGAAGUGCAAUGGAAUAUAUAUAUAUAUUUUUUUGUAUUUAAUUAACUCGAUAUGUCAGUUUUUCUUUCCUUUUGAGUAUUUGUUUCCAUCUUAUGGUUUAAACUCGUCUCUGAAUGUUUAAUUUUUAGCAAUUACAUUGUAUAAAGAUCCAAUGUUUGCCUGGUAAUAAAAUAAAAAUGACUUUGGCAUGAA
This is a messenger RNA of Thunnus maccoyii (southern bluefin tuna), 4838 nucleotides long. RefSeq names its product inhibitor of nuclear factor kappa-B kinase subunit alpha-like. Bases 141 to 2429 code for a protein of 762 amino acids. Gene Ontology annotation, molecular function: IkappaB kinase activity; ATP binding. Gene Ontology annotation, biological process: positive regulation of transcription by RNA polymerase II; peptidyl-serine phosphorylation; tumor necrosis factor-mediated signaling pathway. Gene Ontology annotation, cellular component: IkappaB kinase complex; cytoplasm. The transcript is spliced from 22 exons. The record is from RefSeq and is a predicted model, not a curated record. Lineage: Eukaryota; Metazoa; Chordata; Actinopteri; Scombriformes; Scombridae.